GCUCUGCUUCCUGACAAAAUAAAAGUCCUCUGACAGAUAUUUGCUGUCUUGUUGUGACACUCACUCACCCACCCGCUCAAUAAUGGCAGGCAAAAAGGCAUUAGUAAUCCUCUCUAAGGGUGCAGAGGAGAUGGAAACUGUUAUACCUGUGGACGUCAUGCGUAGAGCUGGGAUUGCUGUGACGUUGGCAGGGUUGACUGGCAAAGACCCCGUGCAGUGCAGCAGAGACAUCUACCUUGUUCCUGAUUCCAGCCUGGAGGAUGCCCGCAAGCAGGGUCCAUAUGAUGUGGUUCUUCUACCAGGGGGGGCUCUCGGUGCCCAGAACUUGUCAGAGUCCCCUGCUGUAAAAGAGGUGUUGAAGGACCAGGAGGGCAGGAAAGGGCUGAUUGCUGCUGUCUGUGCAGGUCCCACGGCGCUGCUGGCACAUGGUAUUGCCUACGGCAGUACGGUCACCACCCACCCUGGUGCGAAGGACAAGAUGAUGACUGGAGGCCACUACACGUACUCAGAGGCUCGGGUCCAGAAGGAUGGCAAUCUGAUCACCAGCCGUGGGCCAGGAACCAGCUUUGAGUUUGCCCUGGCCAUUGUAGAGGAGCUCAUGGGGCCAGAGGUUGCUGCUACUGUCAAAGCACCCCUGGUUCUGAAAGACUGAGUGGUGUUGAGUGUCACAAGCUGAAGAACUGAAAGCAGCAUGAUCAACUUCACCCCACCUACUCAGCACUGUUCAUUAUGAUACACAGGCCAAUCAUUGUGAACAAAGAAUAACAGGAUGACAGGAUAAUAGUAAUAACAUGGAUUGUAUUAUUGUCUCCUUCUCUUUCCUUCACUGGGAUAUGUUGCCCAGUGAAGACUAGUAGUUUAGAAUGUAGCCACAGCAUGAAAUAAAAAAUACAUUUGUGUUUCAUCAUAACACAGAGAAAAAUAAUACAAAGGUUAUUGAUUAAUAAUCUUACAGAAUCGACAAAUAUAAAAUUGAAUUGGUAACGUUACAGUGCUGCUACUGGUAGUCUCGAUGUUUGAGGUCUACGAGUCGUAAGUCUACAGCAGUAUGUAGGUAGGUAGGCUAAACAGCAGAUUUGAGAGCUUCAAAUAAAUAUGAUUUUAAGGAUUGGUAAAAGGGAUUGCGAAAUCACUGGUGGGCGCGGGAAACCUAGCUGUUCAGUUGAUUGACAUUGAUUAUGGCCAAUGAAAAUCUUUGCAUGGUUGUGUCUUCACGUAAAUAGCCAGUGAAAACGUCAAAUAAACGGGCUUGGAUCUGAA
Molecule: messenger RNA, 1260 nt
Organism: Oncorhynchus kisutch (coho salmon)
Lineage: Eukaryota; Metazoa; Chordata; Actinopteri; Salmoniformes; Salmonidae
Product: protein/nucleic acid deglycase DJ-1
Exons: 6
Coding region: 83-652 (189 amino acids)
Biological process (GO): glyoxal metabolic process; response to oxidative stress; glycolate biosynthetic process
Cellular component (GO): mitochondrion; cytoplasm; nucleus
Molecular function (GO): oxidoreductase activity, acting on peroxide as acceptor
Source: RefSeq, a predicted model, not a curated record